Molecule: messenger RNA, 1292 nt
Organism: Peromyscus eremicus (cactus mouse)
Lineage: Eukaryota; Metazoa; Chordata; Mammalia; Rodentia; Cricetidae
Gene: Pcgf2
Product: polycomb group ring finger 2
Exons: 10
Coding region: 174-1259 (361 amino acids)
Biological process (GO): negative regulation of transcription by RNA polymerase II
Cellular component (GO): PRC1 complex
Molecular function (GO): promoter-specific chromatin binding
Source: RefSeq, a predicted model, not a curated record
CUCUCUCUCUUUUUUUUCCCUUUCCUCCCUUCCAAGAUGGCCGAAGUGGAUUCCCCCUCUUAACGAUUUGGCGUCUCCCUCGACCACCUCCUCUUUGUGCAGCAGCCCCCUGCUAAGACCCUGCUCGCGAGGGUGACACUUCCCAAGUCUCCUCAGUCCUAACCCCUGGCAUCAUGCAUCGGACCACACGGAUUAAAAUCACAGAGCUGAAUCCUCACCUCAUGUGUGCCCUCUGUGGGGGCUAUUUCAUCGACGCCACCACCAUUGUGGAGUGCUUGCAUUCCUUCUGCAAAACCUGCAUCGUGCGCUACUUGGAAACCAACAAAUAUUGCCCCAUGUGUGACGUCCAGGUCCAUAAAACCCGACCACUGCUGAGCAUCAGGUCGGACAAAACCCUCCAGGACAUUGUCUACAAGUUGGUGCCUGGGCUUUUUAAAGAUGAGAUGAAACGGCGACGGGACUUCUAUGCAGCGUACCCCCUGACGGAGGGUCCUCAGCCCCUUGCUCUAUCUCUGACCAACCCCUCUGAGCUGUCUCCCUCUACAGUCCCCAAUGGCUCCAACGAGGACCGUGGCGAGGUCCUAGAGCAGGAGAAGGGGGCUCUGGGCGAUGAUGAGAUUAUCAGUCUUUCCAUUGAGUUCUACGAAGGAGUCAGGGACCGAGAGGAGAAGAAGAGCCUCAUGGAGAAUGGGGAUGGGGACAAGGAGAAGACAGGGGUGCGUUUCCUGCGAUGUCCAGCAGCCAUGACGGUCAUGCACCUUGCAAAGUUCCUCCGCAACAAAAUGGAUGUACCCAGCAAGUACAAGGUGGAGAUCCUCUAUGAAGAUGAGCCCCUGAAGGAAUAUUACACCCUCAUGGACAUUGCCUACAUCUACCCCUGGCGGAGGAAUGGACCUCUCCCCCUGAAGUACCGUGUCCAGCCAGCCUGCAAGCGGCUCACCCUGCCCACAGUGCCCACUCCUUCAGAGGGUACCAACACCAGCGGAGCAUCAGAGUGUGAGUCAGUCAGCGACAAGGCUCCCAGCCCUGCCACCCUUCCGGCCACCUCCUCCUCCUUGCCCAGCCCUGCGACCCCCUCCCAUGGCUCUCCCAGCUCCCACGGCCCCCCAGCCACCCACCCUACCUCCCCCACUCCACCUUCGACUGCCGUUGGGACUACCACUGCUACCAACGGGGGCACUUCGAACUGCCUGCAGACGCCACCCUCCACCAGCAGGGGGCGCAAGAUGACUGUUAACGGAGCUCCUUGCCCCCCUUAACUUGAGGAAAGGGACCCUCUCCCUCAGCAGCCA